Messenger RNA from Lodderomyces elongisporus, 2640 nucleotides. RefSeq names its product Lysophospholipase 3. NCBI's taxonomy places the organism in Eukaryota, Fungi, Ascomycota, Pichiomycetes, Serinales, Debaryomycetaceae. The transcript has a single exon. Gene Ontology annotation, molecular function: A2-type glycerophospholipase activity. Bases 1 to 2640 code for a protein of 879 amino acids. Gene Ontology annotation, biological process: glycerophospholipid catabolic process. Gene Ontology annotation, cellular component: cytosol; plasma membrane; intracellular membrane-bounded organelle. The record is from RefSeq and is a predicted model, not a curated record.
AUGAAAAUUUCGGUUGUUUUACUGUUUGGUCUCGCAACCACAACUCUAGCAGCAUUCCCAUUUGAAGAAGAGAACACAGUAGGUGCAACUCCAACAUCUCUGCCAUGGUGGGCACAGAUACUUGGUGGUGGAUCAACCUCGAGUUCCUCAACGACUCAGUCUGAGACGCUGUCCAAAACACAAGCUCAAAGUCAAACUCAAACUCAAGUCGAGGCCAGUAUUACCUCGGACGUCUCAACUACAUCGUCAACUUCUACUCAACCGUGGUAUGCUGGAUUUUUCAAAACAACCACAGCCAGUACAGCCACACCUACAACCUCUUUGGCUGUAUCAAAUACACAACAGUCACAAGUUUCUGCAUCUGCGACGAGUACAAAAACAACAAGUUCCCAGAACUGGUUCCAAAGUGUUGCAAACGACUUUGGCCUUGGUAAAAGCUCGUCCGGUAGUACUGCUACUAACACACAAUCUGGUGGCUCAAGUGGCUCAACAUCUUCACUGGGUGACUCGGCGGACUCUACUGCUGAAACUACUGACGAGACCGAGUUGAAUGACGAUGGAAAUGGCGUGGCAAAUCCUUACAGUCCCACAAAUAUCACGUGCCCUGAUCAUGAUAUCGUGCGUGCAGCAGAUGGACUCUCGGAUAACGAAAAGGAAUAUGUAUUAUCCAAGCAAGCUCUUACCAAUGAGCACUUGAUUGACUUUUUGGCAAAUAGAGCCAACUUGAGUGAUUUCGAUGCCGCAUCUUUCAUUAACGACAAUGCCGACGAACACAACAUCACUAUUGGCUUGGCAUUCUCUGGUGGUGGUUAUAGAGCCAUGCUUGCUGGUGCAGGCUCUAUAUUGGCGCUUGACAACCGCUUUGAAGACUCCAACACAAACGGCCUUGGUGGUCUUUUGCAAUCUACAACAUACAUCUCCGGAUUAUCUGGAGGCUCGUGGCUCGUUGGAAGUUUGGUGCUCAACAAUUGGAUCUCGGUGCAAGAGAUUCUCAAUGGCUCGACUGAGAUAUGGCAAUUGGAGGAUUCACUUUUAAACCCAUCGAGCUUGAACCUUGCUUCUUUGGCUAAAUAUUAUACCGGUAUUGGCACUGCUAUAUUAUCAAAAAACAAAGCCGGCUUCCAAACUUCUGUUACUGAUGUUUGGGGAAGAGCUAUUAGUCAUCAAUUCUUUGAGAGUUCCAGUGGUGGCAGCAAUGUGACGUGGUCCAGUGUUCGUAAUUUCACCACUUUCAAAGACCAUAGUAUGCCGUAUUUCUUUGCAGUUGCCAACGGUAAAGUUACUGACGAAACUGUUAUUGAUCAAAACUCCACUUUUGUUGUGGAAAUUUCCGCAUAUGAAUUUGGAAAUUUUGACAACUCUUUGAAAGCUUUUGUUGACACUGAGUAUUUGGGCUCGAGUAUACAAGGUGGCGAUGCCGACCAAUGUGUGCGUAAUUUUGAUAAUGCGGGUUUCAUUAUGGGUACCUCAUCCUCGGUUUUCAAUCAGGUGCUUUUACACUUGGACGACUAUGAUACCAGUACUAUUAUCCAGCCCGUGUUGGAGAUGGUUUUCCAGGAUUUGAGCGAUGACAAAAACGAUGUUGCUGUUUACGAACCAAAUCCUUUUUACGAAUCGACAUAUGGAAGUAUCAAAAGUGUUGAAAAUAACCAUACGCUAAGCCUUGUUGAUGGAGGCGAAGAUGGACAAAACGUGCCAUUCUACCCCCUUAUUCAGAAAGAUCGUAAUGUUGAUGUUAUUUUUGCAUUUGACAAUAGUGCCGAUACUGAGCUCAAUUGGCCCAAUGGUACAUCCUUUGUUGAGACUUAUAAAUGGCAAUUUACCAAUCAAGGAAGGGGAACGCCUUUCCCCUUUGUUCCAGAUGUGGAUACUUUCCUCGAAGACAAUCUUGGCGAAAGACCAAUCUUUUUUGGAUGCAAUGCUUCUGACUUGUCACCUUUGGUGGAUUGGCAUGAUGAAGAUGACUUGAACACCACUGAUAUUCCUUUGAUUGUAUAUAUGUCGAAUAAUCAUCAAUCCUACUUGUCAAACUUUUCAACUUUCAAGCUUGCUUACGAUAAUGCCGAAAAGACUGGAACGAUUCAGAACGGAUACGAAGUUAUGACAAGUAAGAACUUGACUGAUGACAGUGACUGGGCUACUUGUGUUGGUUGUGCUAUUAUUAGAAGACAACAAGAGAGAUUAGGUAAGGAGCAAAGCGAUGAAUGUAAAAAAUGUUUCCGUGACUAUUGCUGGCAAGGAACUUUGGAUGACGGUCCAGAAAUUGAUGCUGAAGGAUUGCAAUCAAAUAAGAAAAAUAGCUCGUCUCAUUCAACUACCAGCAGUAGCUCAUCUUCGUCAUCAUUGGCCUCGAAUUCGACACGGACCCACUCAGAUGAGAGUACCUCUAGUGAUGGUGGCGCCGGCACAAUCAGUGUAAGCACAACCACGCAAAGAACCAAUGGUGCAACUGUUGCAGCACAAAGUGUGACUGGAUCCACAAGUGUAAGUUCAACAACUGCAACUGCAACUGCCGUUGCCACCAGCGAAUCUACCACAACGAGUGUAGCUUCCGUCAAUAAUGCCAAUUAUGCGUCAAGCAAUUCACUUCUCAACGUCAUUUUUGUUUGCCUAAUGAGCGCCAUUUACGUGGUUGCAUAA